GCGGAGCAGUGCGGCGAGAGACGAUGCUGGGAUGCGUGACACGCCUCCGUCGGCUGGUCCGCCUCCUUCCCCUGCAGACCUCCCUGCUCAUCCUCUUCCUGUUCUGCACCGUAAGCGUCUUCAUCUUCUCCUACUUCCUCUAUGGCGUCAAGCGAGAGCCGGAGCCUUCGGCGGUGGGCUUGUCCGGCCCCGACGGAGCCUCCGCGGACUCGGACUACCCGAGGGUGGUCCCGUCCCGGCUACUGCCCGUGCGGAGCGUCCCGGGGGCGUCCGGGGUGGACCUCGGAGGGACCAGGACAGAUCCUGUGGUUCUGGUGUUUGUGGAAAGCCAAUAUUCUCAACUGGGGCAGGAGAUCGUGGCCAUCCUGGAGUCCGGCCGGUUCAAGUACCGGACUGAGAUCUCUCCCGGGAAGGGGGACAUGCCCACCCUGACGGACAAGGAGAGGGGGCGUUUCACGCUGGUGAUUUACGAAAACAUUCUCAAGUAUGUGAACUUGGACGCUUGGAACCGAGAGCUGCUGGAUAAAUACUGCGUGGAAUACGGAGUGGGCAUCAUCGGCUUCUUCAAGGCCAACGAAAACAGCCUGCUGAGCGCGCAACUCAAAGGCUUCCCCCUCUUUCUGCACUCCAACUUGGGGUUGAAGGACUGUAUGGUCAACCCCAAGUCGCCGCUCCUCCUAAUCACCCGGGCGGGCCAGACGCUGCCCGGUCCCCUGCCGGGGGACGACUGGACCGUGUUCCAGUCCAACCACUCCACCUACGAGCCCGUGCUGAUGGCGAAGACCCAGUCGGCCGAGAGCGUGGCGUCGCUGGGGCAGAACGCGGCCAUGCUGCCCUCGGUGGUGCAGGACCUGGGGCUUCACGACGGCAUCCAGAGGGUCCUGUUUGGCAAUAAUUUGAACUUUUGGCUGCACAAGCUGGUGUUUGUGGACGCCGUGGCUUUCCUCACCGGGAAGAGGCUCUCGCUGUCCCUGGAGCGCUACAUCCUGGUGGAUAUAGAUGACAUCUUUGUGGGCAAGGAAGGCACCCGCAUGAAGGUGCCUGAUGUGAAGGCCCUGCUGGAGACGCAGAGGGAGCUGCGCACCCAUGUGCCCAACUUCACCUUCAAUCUGGGCUUCUCAGGGAAAUUCUUUCACGCUGGAUCGGACGAGGAGGACCUGGGAGAUGACCUGCUGCUGUCCCAUGUGAAGGAUUUCUGGUGGUUUCCUCACAUGUGGAGCCACAUGCAGCCCCAUUUAUUCCACAACCAGUCGGUGCUGGCCGAGCAGAUGUUGCUCAACAAGAAAUUUGCCAUGGAGCAUGGGAUUCCCACGAAUAUGGGCUACGCAGUGGCCCCUCACCACUCCGGGGUCUAUCCUGUACACAUGCAGCUGUAUGACGCCUGGAAGAAGGUUUGGGGCAUCAAAGUGACCAGCACAGAGGAGUACCCUCACCUAAAACCCGCUCGCUUCCGGCGGGGAUUCAUCCACAGCGGCAUCAGCGUGUUGCCCCGGCAGACUUGUGGUCUUUUCACGCACACCAUCUUCUACAAAGACUACCCAGGCAGCCCGAACGAACUGGACAAGCUCAUCAAUGGGGGGGAACUCUUCCUCACCGUUCUGCUGAACCCUAUCAGUAUUUUCAUGACCCACCUGUCCAACUAUGGGAACGACCGUCUCGGUCUGUACACCUUCAAAAGCUUGGUGAUGUUUGUGAAGACGUGGACCAACCUGAAGAUGCAGACUCUGCCGCCUAUCCAGCUGGCUCAGAAGUACUUCAGCCUGUUUCCAUCUGAGAGAGAUCCCCUCUGGCAGGAUCCUUGUGAGGAUAAAAGACACAAGGACAUCUGGUCCAAAGAGAAAACAUGUGACCGCUUCCCAAAGCUGCUCGUCAUCGGGCCUCAAAAGACAGGAACAACAGCACUUUACCUAUUUAUUGGCAUGCAUCCUGACUUGACCAGCAACUAUCCCAGCAAGGAGACGUUUGAGGAGAUCCAGUUCUUCAAUGGACACAACUAUCACAGAGGCAUUGACUGGUACAUGGAGUACUUCCCUCUGCCCUCCAACACCAGUUCAGACUACUACUUUGAGAAGAGUGCCAACUACUUUGACUCUGAGGUGGCUGCUCAGAGGGCUGCCGCUCUUCUGCCUAAAGCGAAGAUCAUCACCAUCCUCAUCAACCCAGCGGACAGAGCUUACUCCUGGUACCAGCACCAAAGAGCUCAUGACGACCCAGUGGCGCUGAAGUACUCCUUCAACGAAGUCAUCACUGCAGCCCGCGACGCUUCAAUCAAACUACGGGUUCUCCAGAAUCGGUGCCUGGUGCCGGGUUGGUACGCUGUCCACCUGGAGCGCUGGCUGAAUCACUAUCAUUCCAGCCAGUUGUUGGUUUUGGAUGGACAGAUGCUGAAGACGGAGCCCGCCUCGGUCAUGGAUAAAAUCCAGAAGUUUCUCGGCCUCCCCAACGUCAUCAACUACCACAAGAUCUUGGCAUUUGACCCCAAGAAAGGCUUCUGGUGUCAGCUGCUGGAGGGAGGAAAGACCAAGUGUCUGGGAAAGAGUAAAGGACGCAGGUACCCUGACAUGGACCCCGAGUCACAGGAGUUCCUCAGGGAGUACUAUCGAGACCACAACAUUGAGCUGUCUAAGCUGCUCUACAGGAUGGGUCAGCCGCUGCCCAGCUGGCUGAGAGAGGAGCUGGUCCACACCAGGUAGCAGCACCGCCGCAGGGGAAAACCACAGCUCCACGUUCCGAAA
Poecilia latipinna (sailfin molly) is the source of this 2735-nucleotide messenger RNA. RefSeq names its product N-deacetylase/N-sulfotransferase (heparan glucosaminyl) 1a (gene ndst1a). Gene Ontology annotation, cellular component: Golgi apparatus. The coding region runs from base 24 to 2693 and encodes 889 amino acids. The record is from RefSeq and is a predicted model, not a curated record. The transcript has 14 exons. Lineage: Eukaryota; Metazoa; Chordata; Actinopteri; Cyprinodontiformes; Poeciliidae. Gene Ontology annotation, molecular function: deacetylase activity; heparan sulfate N-sulfotransferase activity; hydrolase activity.